Molecule: messenger RNA, 1008 nt
Organism: Fusarium vanettenii 77-13-4
Lineage: Eukaryota; Fungi; Ascomycota; Sordariomycetes; Hypocreales; Nectriaceae
Exons: 2
Coding region: 1-1008 (335 amino acids)
Source: RefSeq, a predicted model, not a curated record
AUGAACACACCCCGGAUCAAGGACGAUGAGCUCCUCGUCGAGGUCCAUGCGGCAGGCUUCUGUCACUCCGACCUCCAAGUUUAUCACGGCCAAUUCAAGUCCAAGCUUCCCAUAAUUCCGUCUCAUGAGCCUGCUGGAAUCAUCGUGCAAGUGGGCCAUAGGUGCGGCGGCUCUUGGAAGGUAGGCGACCGUGUGGGUGUGCUCAACUUCAAGAAGGCGUGCACUCAAUGCACGGGCUGUCUACUAUCCAAGAAACGCUAUGAUAGAUUUGACCCCCGAUACUGUGAGAAGCGUGAGAUGGCGGGUUUCAAGGAUGAUGGCUGUCUGGCUGAAUUCAUGGUGGCUGACCCGGCCACAACCAUAUUGCUGCCAGAUGAAGUUUCAUUUGAUCAGGCAGCCCCAUUGAUGUGUGCAGGUGCAACGGUCUGGGGUGCUCUCGAGAAGGCGACGAAAGACCUAGAACCCAACGCUACCGUCGCCAUCAUUGGAAUCGGCGGCCUUGGCUACUUGGGACUCCAGUUCGCCAAGUCGAUGGGUUUCUACACCAUUGCUAUCGAUAAUCAUGAAGCAGGCCGCACUCUUGCAACCGACGUGCCCAAGUCAGACUUAUUACCAGAUCUCGUUAUUGACUCAAGUCAACCUAACGCCGCUGGAGAGAUCUUUGAGUUUACAGAGAAGGAAGGUGUUGCAGCUGCAGUUGUGUGCACAGACUCAAUCAAGGUCACAGCUUGGACACUCUCACUACUUCGGAUCGGCGGCACCGUGGUGGUUCUGGGCCUUCCUCCAGACAGUUGGCAAUUCGAUUCCAGCAUCCUUGUAUUUCGAGAAUUGACGAUCAAAGGGAGCUAUGUUGCAAGCGCUGAGAGCACAGCUAGAAUGAUGGAGGCAGUGGGGAGGAGUGGAAUCAGGUCUCAAAUCACACGGGUCGCGUUUGAAGAUACCCCCAAGAUAGUUGAGAGAUAUGAGAAAAGGGAUUUUAAGGGGAGAAUGGUAGUUGAGUUUGCAUGA